Periconia digitata is the source of this 2393-nucleotide messenger RNA. Lineage: Eukaryota; Fungi; Ascomycota; Dothideomycetes; Pleosporales; Periconiaceae. The record is from the annotation of a GenBank genome assembly.
CGUUCAUCAUGCGUUUGACUCCUGCUCUGCUCUCUUUGGGCUUGCAGUGGGCUUCCACUGCUUUCGCGGCUCCUAGUCCUCUCGCCGUUGCGCAUGCGCGUCGGGCUAUCGACAGCAUCAGCGUAACCAACAUUGACGACGUCCGCGGCAAUCUCCACCUACCAAAAUCAUGGAACGGGCUGAACGUGACAUGGUCCAGCGACUCGCCGUCCGUGAUAUCUCACAGUGGUAUCGUCAAACGGCAAAGCACUGAAGCAACGGUCGAUCUCGUUGCAACGAUCGAUGUUGACGGACUCGCCACCAAGCGAACGUUCAGUGCCAAAGUACGACGACAAGCUGCAAUUGACCCAUUCGCUGGAUACGCGUUCGCAUACUUCACCGGAAACAGUAUCGAGGGAGAGAAGAUCUAUUUCGCAGCCAGUAACGGUAACAACGCGUUGAGCUGGAAGGAGCUGAAUGGUGGACAGCCUGUUCUAUCAUCGACCCUCGGUACCAGAGGACUGCGCGAUCCUUUCAUCAUCCGAUCCAAUGAGGGCGACAAGUUCUUCCUGAUCGCUACCGAUCUAUCAAUCGGUUCGGGAACAUCAUGGGGCGAUGCCGUACGCAUUGGAAGUCUUUACCUGGAGGUAUGGGAAUCCACCGACCUGAUCAACUGGUCGGCGCAACGACAUGUUCAAGUAUCGCCGCCUACUGCUGGAAACACAUGGGCCCCCGAAGCACACUAUGAUCCUUCUAUUGGAGAAUACGUUGUGUACUGGGCUUCUUCCAUCUAUGCCGAGAAUGACCCCAAUCAUACCGGAUCGACAUAUCACCGCAUGCUUUUCGCUACGACGCGCGACUUUGUCACAUUCAGCGAGACAUCGGUAUGGCAGGAUGCAGGAAUGUCACGGAUUGACUCCACAGUCUUGGAAGACGGAGCCACUUUCUAUCGGUUCACAAAAGACGAAGGUGCGUCUGGAACAGGUUGCGCCGACAUAAUUCAAGAGAGGUCGGAUUCGCUCCGUUCACCUCUCUCUAGCUGGACCCAAGUCACCGCCUGCAUUGGCAACCGCGCGGGAACAUCGGCGGUCGAAGGACCCACUGCUUUCAAAUCCAACCCAGGCGAUGUCAAUGGCGAGAAGUACUAUCUGUUUGUCGACGAAUACGGCGGCCGUGGGUACAUCCCGCUUGAGACAACGGACAUUGCAAACCCCAACUGGCAAGUAUCCGGUUCAUAUCAGUUACCAUCUAGCCCACGCCACGGCACCGUGAUUCCGGUAACUGCGCAAGAACUCGCCAACCUCAACACCCUAGCUAGAGCUUCACCUAAAACCAAACGAAAACAAACAAAGGAAGCCUCCCUCGUCGCUCGCGAUAGCCCUGUCCUCCCAGGACUCUACGCGGACCCCAACAUUGCCAUAUUCGACAACACCUACUACAUCUACGCCACAACAGACGGCUUCCCAGGAUGGGGCGGCCAAGUCUUCUACGUAUGGCAGUCCCCAGACCUAGUGAGCUGGACACGCUCAACGGAGCCGAUCCUCACCCUCAACGGCACAGCCGGCAACGUGCCCUGGGCAGUCGGCAACGCAUGGGCACCAACCAUCAUCGAACGCGGCGGGAAAUACUACUUCUACUUCAGCGGGCACAACCCGACGUACAACCGCAAGACCAUCGGCGUAGCAGUCGCGGCGUCGCCAACAGGCCCCUUCACCGCGCAACCCACCGCCAUGAUCCUCAACAACGAGAGCGAGACGACCGGCCAGGCCAUCGACCCCGCGACGUUCCGCGACCCCGUCACCGGGAAAUACUAUCUGUUCUGGGGAAACGGGACGCCGGCGCUCUACGCCGAGCUCGACGAUAGCAUGACGGCGCUCGUCCCCGGUUCGAUCCGCAGUAUCGCGGGCCUGACGGAUUUCCGCGAGGGCGUCUUCGUCAACUACCGCGACGGCCUCUACCAUCUCACGUACUCGAUCGACGACACGGGAUCGGAGGACUACCGCGUCGGAUACGCGACCGCGACGGCAGUGGAUGGACCAUGGACGUAUCGUGGCGUGGUGCUGCAGAAGGAUGCUUCGCUGGGGAUCUUGGGUACGGGUCAUAGUUCGAUCGUGAAUGUACCGGGUACUGAUGAUUGGUACAUUGCGUAUCACCGGUUUAAGAUUCCUGGAGGUGGUGGCACGAACCGCGAGACGACGAUUGAUAAGAUGUUUUUCGACGCCGAGACGGGGUUGAUGCGGACUGUGGUGCCGACGCUGGAGAGUGUUGCGCCGCAGACUAUCUUGGGGUAGAUGAAAUGUUACUGUAGAGUGCUUGUAUAUACCAUGGUUAGUUGGGGGGGGUGCUGGGGCUGCUUCGAUGUUGUUAUCGUUAUCUUCCAAUUCCAAGUUUUGUAUAUGCCUCGUGGUGUCUAU